Molecule: messenger RNA, 2742 nt
Organism: Aureococcus anophagefferens
Lineage: Eukaryota; Pelagophyceae; Pelagomonadales; Pelagomonadaceae
Gene: ARS5
Exons: 2
Coding region: 1-2742 (913 amino acids)
Source: RefSeq, a predicted model, not a curated record
AUGGGCAAGAAAUCGCGGCGCAAGCCCGAGAAGAAACAGAAGGACGACGACGAGGACUGGGGCCAGCCGGACGCGGCGGGCGACCAGGACUGGUGGGUGGCGGGCGAGGGGGGCGACGCGAUCCGCGAGGCGAUGCACCAGCUCGGAGACGCGUCGGAGAACCCGGAGCACCCGCUGGCCGCCCGGGACCGCGCGUUCGGGCUGUCGCCGAUCACGCAGCGCAUGAAGCGGGAAAAGAAGCGGCGGCCCGCGUGCGACGUCUGCGGCGCCGAGGACGCCAAGUUCAAGUGCGUGCGCUGCAACGCGCAGUACUACUGCGGCAAGGAGUGCCAGGCGGAAGCGUGGGGCGCGGGCGGCCACAAGCGCGCGUGCCGGACGCUCCGCGCCGCGUCCGCGGCGGCGGCCGCCGCCGUCGUCGCGCAGCUCAACGACGCGUCGCUCCCGGCGCCGCUCCGCGUCCGCGACCUCGACCGCCUCGACACGGGCGACGUCUACGAGCCCGCGGUCGAGUUCGGCCUCCACGCGGCGCUCCGGGGCGCGCUGCUGUCGCAGUGCGCGUUCGCGGAGCUCCGCGACCUCUUCGCGCACUCGCCGAUGGCCUGCAGCGUGGCCCAGUUCGUCGGGAGCAUGGUCUUCCGCGGCGAGCGGCGCUCGCGCGCGGGCUCGGGCGGCUUCGGCAAGUCCGACGGCGCGCGGCUCGCGGCGUUCUUCGAGUCCGCGGACGACGCCUGGGACGUCUACCUCCGCGCGAUCGCGACGCUCGCGCGCGCCGCCACGGACCGCGCCGUCGCGGCGGACCCGCGCGCGCACGCGCUCUGCCACCGCGCGGGCCGCGACGCGCUCUGCUCGCUCGUCACGGCCCUCGCGCGCCGCGAGGUCGCCGGCGCGCUCCUCGAGGCGCGCGGCGGCGACGGCGACUUCGUCCGCGCGCGCGCGCUCGCGUCCGCCAAGCUCCUCAAGAAGCUCCUCGACCACCUCGCGGCCGUGUCCGAGCGCGAGGACCCCAACUCGACGCUCGAGGCGAACGCGAACCAGAUCGUCGCCAUGUUCGCGCACUGGUGCCGCGUCCACGACGUCGGCGUCGACGUCGACCGCGUCGUCGGCCUCAAGGGCGCGCGGCGCGAAAUGUACGCGCGCAUGGCCGUGCCCCUCGAGGCGUUGCCGAGCGACGCUGCACCGACGACGACGGGCGAGAACGCCGCGCCUCUGCCGAGCGACGCCGCACCGAAGCCCCACAUCGUCUACUUCCUCGUCGACGACCUCGGCUGGCACGACGUGCCCUGGCACAACCCGAGCCUCAAGACGCCGACGCUCGCGGCGCUCGCCGCGGACGGCGUCGUCCUCGACCGCUUCUACGCCUACCGGUUCUGCUCGCCGUCGAGGAGCAGCCUGCUGAGUGGCCGCUACCCCAUGCACGUCAAUCAGUAUAACAUGGCCGGCGACGCGCUCGGCGGCGGCGUCCACGUCAACAUGACGACGAUCGCGAAGAAGCUCAAGGGCGCCGGCUACGCGACGCACCAGCUGGGCAAGUGGCACGCGGGGCAGAGCAGCGCGGACCUCGUGCCCGCCGCGCGCGGCUUCGACACGUCGCUGGGCUACCUCAACGGCGCCGAGGACCACUGGACCCAGGCGCGGCCCGCCUGCGGCGUCGGGAAUUUCGUGGACCUCUACGCGACGGACGGGCCGGCCUUCGGGAAGAACGGCACCUACGGCGCGCAGAUCUACCACGACGCGGCCCUCGACAUCAUCGCGGACCACGACGCGUCCGUCCCGCUCUUCGUCUACUUCGCCUUCCAGAUCAACCACGCGCCCAUGCAGGUGCCCGACGCGUACGCGCGCGUCUACCCCUGCGACGACCCGAAGACGUGCGGCGUCCGGUCGACGUACCAGGCCAUGACGGCCAUGGCCGACGACGUCGUGCGCAACGCGACGGCGGCCCUCAAGGCCAAGGGCAUGUGGGACGACACCCUCAUCGUGCUCACGAGCGACAACGGCGGGCCGUCGGGCACGGACGCCGACAGCUCGAACAAUUUUCCGUUGCGCGGGGGCAAGUACAGCGACCUCGAGGGCGGCGUCCGCGCCGCGGGCCUCGUCGCCGGCGGAUUUUUACCGGACGCCGCGCGGGGCAGGACCCUCGACGGCGCGGGGGCCUACGUGCACAUCUGCGACUGGUACGCGACGUUCGCGCGCCUGGCGGGCGUCGACGCCGCGGACGACGCGUCGGACGCCGACGGCCGGCCGCUGCCGGCCGUCGACUCCCUCGACGUCUGGGACUUUCUCUCCGGGGCGGCGGACGCGUCGCCGCGGACCGAGAUCGUCCUCACGGCCGGCCGCCACCAGCCCGGCGGCUCCGGCGGCGGCUAUAUCGGCGGCCGCUACAAGGUCGUCUUCAACACGCAGUCGCCGGCCAUCUGGAACGGGCCGGAGUACCCCAACGGCACGAAGCCCGCGCCCAUCUCGACGGACUGCGGCGCGUCGGGCUGCCUCUUCGACGUCGUCGGCGACCCGUCCGAGUACGUCGACCUCGCGGCGGAACUGCCGGACGUCCUCGCGAACCUGACGGCCCGCUGGAAGGCCGCGGCGGCGACGGCCUACCAGACGCCCUACGUCGGCGGCGCCAUGAACUGCAGCGCGCCGCGCGUCAAGGCCAUGCUCGCCGGCGGCUUCUGGACGCCGUGGACCGACGACCACGCGACCCGCGGCGCCAUGGCCGCCGGCGGCUUCUGGACGCCGCGGGACUAA